CUUCAUUUCAACCCAGAAGACAGAGGUCAAGGAUACGUCUCGCCAGCUAUAGAGAAGGAUCGAUCCUUGUCUCCUGUGGCAGGACCUUCGCGUUUGCAGAGGACAUCAGACGUUGGACCGAGCAGGGCGGCUGUUCAAGGAGCGAGCACCGGGACCGUUGCGGUAGCAGGGGGGUCAUCUAUGCCCGUACGUGAGCGGCCCGCAAAGAAACCCAGGUCAAGGAAGGGCAAGCAACCAGCAACGUCUUCAUCUCCCGUCAAAGAGAGUCCGCCAGACAUCACAGAAGCUGAGUUCGAGUCCAGACUACAUGACGCUAUUAUGCAAGACAAGAACCUGCACCUGCGUAUCAUUCGUUAUGAGCCUGUCCAUUUUGACGUCUUCGUGCAGCUCGCGAUGGACGCGGGACUAAUCCAGACGAGGAAACUCGGUUUGAUGAAGACCAGGAUCCGCACGUUCCUAGACAAGAUGGCCAUCCACUUCCACGGAGCCGACGGACCCGGUGGCGAUCGAACACGCAAACGGCACCCCUGACUGCCACCCGUGUACAUGCCUCUAGACUAUACAUCUAGAUUAUUGUGCCUGUUGAAGGCGGAGCAGUAAAAUGUGCAGAAUAAUAAACAUAAGACAUAGCAUGCGGACCUCUAUAAAUCACUAUACACGU
This is a messenger RNA of Fomitopsis serialis, 661 nucleotides long. RefSeq lists its product as uncharacterized. Bases 181 to 531 code for a protein of 116 amino acids. The record is from RefSeq and is a predicted model, not a curated record. The transcript has 3 exons. Gene Ontology annotation, cellular component: Slx1-Slx4 complex; nucleus. NCBI's taxonomy places the organism in Eukaryota, Fungi, Basidiomycota, Agaricomycetes, Polyporales, Fomitopsidaceae. Gene Ontology annotation, biological process: DNA replication; DNA repair.